Nematocida major is the source of this 522-nucleotide messenger RNA. Its product is annotated as pre-rRNA-processing protein TSR3. Bases 1 to 522 code for a protein of 173 amino acids. Gene Ontology annotation, biological process: maturation of SSU-rRNA. The transcript has a single exon. Lineage: Eukaryota; Fungi; Microsporidia. Gene Ontology annotation, molecular function: rRNA small subunit aminocarboxypropyltransferase activity. The record is from RefSeq and is a predicted model, not a curated record.
AUGCCUCGGCUGUACUCGUUCGACAUGAAGCAGUGUUUUGCCAAGAUGUGUUCUGCUGAGAAGUUGAUUCGGCAGAAUUCUGUAAAGCCCUUGAAACCGACUAGAAGGUUUGGAGGCCUUGUUUUGUCCCCUGCAGGCACGAGCGUGGUGUCGCCCACCGAUAGAAAGUACAUUGAAAAGUACGGGCUGGCAGUUGUCGACUGUUCUUGGAACAGAGUUGAAGAGAUAGACUUUAAAACACUCCCAGCCAUGCGGAACCGGCUGCUUCCUUACUUGGUUGCAGCAAACACGAUAAACUAUGGAAGGCCGUGCAAGCUAAACUGCGCAGAGGCCUUCUCGGCUGCGCUUUUCAUAUGCGGGUUUAAAGACGAGGCGAAGAAUCUUAUGGAGACGUUCUCGUACGGGCAGGAGUUUUUUAAAAUCAACAGCGAGCUGCUGCUGGCGUACUCUGAGUGUGCGUCCGCCGAGGAAAUUAUUAAAGUACAAAAUGAGCAGAUUUCUGCACGAAAAAAUAAAGAAUGA